Sorex araneus (European shrew) is the source of this 217-nucleotide messenger RNA. Its product is annotated as 60S ribosomal protein L38-like. Bases 5 to 217 code for a protein of 70 amino acids. The record is from RefSeq and is a predicted model, not a curated record. Gene Ontology annotation, molecular function: structural constituent of ribosome. Gene Ontology annotation, biological process: translation; protein-RNA complex assembly. The transcript has a single exon. Gene Ontology annotation, cellular component: cytosolic large ribosomal subunit; ribosome. NCBI's taxonomy places the organism in Eukaryota, Metazoa, Chordata, Mammalia, Eulipotyphla, Soricidae.
GACCAUGCCGCGCAAAAUUGAGGAAAUCAAGGACUUUCUGCUCACAGUGCGGCAGAAGGACACCAAGUCCAUCAAGAUCAAGAAAAAUAAGGACAACGUGAAGUUCAAGGUGCGCUGCAGCAAGUACCUGUACACGCUGGUCAUCACCGAUAAGGAGAAAACCGAGAAGCUGAAGCAGUCGCUGUCCCCAGGUUUGGCGGUGAAGGAGCUGAAAUGA